Acanthisitta chloris (rifleman) is the source of this 735-nucleotide messenger RNA. RefSeq names its product glucosamine-6-phosphate isomerase 1. Bases 79 to 735 code for a protein of 218 amino acids. Gene Ontology annotation, cellular component: cytoplasm. Gene Ontology annotation, biological process: carbohydrate metabolic process; D-glucosamine catabolic process; N-acetylglucosamine catabolic process. The record is from RefSeq and is a predicted model, not a curated record. The transcript is spliced from 5 exons. Gene Ontology annotation, molecular function: identical protein binding; glucosamine-6-phosphate deaminase activity. Lineage: Eukaryota; Metazoa; Chordata; Aves; Passeriformes; Acanthisittidae.
CCCGUGGGAUGCUACAGAAAGCUGGUGGAGUACUACCAAAACGGGGACCUCUCCUUCAAGUAUGUGAAGACCUUCAACAUGGAUGAGUAUGUGGGUCUCCCGAGAGAUCACCCCGAGAGUUACCACUCCUUCAUGUGGAACAACUUCUUCAAGCACAUUGACAUCUCUCCAGAGAACGUCCACAUCUUGGAUGGGAAUGCACCUGAUCUCCAGGCAGAGUGUGAUGCAUUUGAGGAGAAAAUCAAAGCAGCUGGAGGAAUCGAGCUCUUUGUUGGAGGUAUCGGCCCAGAUGGUCACAUUGCCUUCAAUGAGCCAGGGUCAAGUCUGGUGUCCAGGACACGAGUGAAGACCUUGGCUAUGGACACCAUCUUGGCCAAUGCCAGGUUCUUUGAUGGUGACCUCUCCAAAGUCCCCACGAUGGCCUUGACAGUCGGAGUAGGCACUGUGAUGGAUGCCAGAGAGGUGAUGAUUCUGAUCACAGGAGCCCACAAAGCCUUUGCUCUGUACAAAGCCAUCGAGGAAGGAGUCAACCACAUGUGGACAGUGUCUGCCUUCCAGCAGCAUCCCAACACUGUGUUCGUGUGCGACGAGGAUGCCACGCUGGAGCUCAAGGUCAAGACAGUGAAGUACUUCAAAGGUUUAAUGCUGGUUCACAACAAGCUGGUGGAGCCCUUGUACAGCAUGAAGGAGAGAGGAGCAGAGGGGAGCCAGUCCAAGAAGCCAUACAGUGAUUAA